Molecule: messenger RNA, 525 nt
Organism: Pelobates cultripes (western spadefoot toad)
Lineage: Eukaryota; Metazoa; Chordata; Amphibia; Anura; Pelobatidae
Source: the annotation of a GenBank genome assembly
AUGGCCGCCCACCGACCACUAAAGAAAGCAACCAAAAUCACCCAGGAGCACCCUCAUCCUCUAGUAGCCUUAGACCGGCUCUGCUCGGCUUUCUGCAGGAUACUGUGUGACAGGGGAGUGCCCUACCCUCAUGCAGCACGGGUGGUAGCCUCGUGGGUUCGUCCGGAGACCCGCCGACGCCGAUAUGGAGACCCACUGCGGUCCUUCAGGGAGGCAGCCCGGCCACACAGGCAUCGACCCACAACAGGGCGAGAAGCGAACCUCUCAGGCCCGGGCACACUCACCCACCUCCACAAACAGGGUAAGGUGAGAGAUGGGUACCCCCAAGGCCCCAGCAACACGCCAAAACACAAUUCCACAGAACACCAAGCUCCCACGUGGCGACCCAGGGCUGCAACAGAGCGGCGCGCCGAGGCAAGGGCAACAGACACGCCACACCAAGCCACUGGGGGAACCGGACUUGCGGAAGCCGUACAGACACUUCAGACACCAAGCGCUUCCCUGCCCAGUAGUGGAAUCGGCUGA